ACGCGACAAACGGAAGGACUCGGCCAGCACUCGACCAUUCCGUGACCUGGCAACCGGAAAGUUGCCAAACUCUCCUUUUCCCUUAAAUUGGACAUUAUUCUCCACAUACCACGCACGUACAGCGAAUGCAUUAGAAUGAUUUGAAUAGGACCGCGCGCUUCGCAUCGCUGCUCGUGCUUCCGAUGUCCUCGAACCGCAUUGCAACCAAGAACUCCAUGGUACAUCGACAGCGGGUUCCUACCUUCACCCAGCCACCAUAAUGUCCGCCGUCGUCGAUGCUGCGGGCAUAGCCCCCUCGAGUGAGCCAGAUGCAGUUGCGCGUCCUGUUGCCAAGAAAUUCAAGGCAUCCGACCUGCCACUCCCCUCAGCAACGCGAACGGCCAUCGAAGGCCUGGCGCACUCUUUCAAGAAAAAGGGCGGCUACGAUAGAAUCCGCAAACAAGUCUGGGAGAAGUUUGAGGCUAGUGAUUAUGAAGCCCAGGUCACUAAAGCCAUCCUCGAAGUCGCCGAGCAAGAGGUCGAGCGCAAUCCCACUCAGCUUCUGACACUCGAACGAGGCAAAGCGGCAGCACUUAUCGACGGCGCACUCGACCGCGGCGGCGUCUACCAAAAAGCAGAAGAGGUCAUUGGCGCGCUCAUAGACAGUCGCAUGAUUGAGGAUGACAUCCGCAAUUUGCGCUGCGCCGAGAUCGGCGAAGAGGCGGCUGAGGAGGAACGGAUGCGUGGCUUGAAGACGGACGAGGAAUACGCCGCCGAGACGGCCGCUCGCCGGGCUGAGAGGGAGCGCGUUCGGGCGGAGCUAAGGGCGGUAGAGGAAAAGAAGCGGCAACUCGAGCGCGAGAUCAAGGCUAGAGAGGAGACGAAGAGAAGGGAAGUGGAGAGGGCUGCUCGGGAAGAACGGAGAAAGAAGGAACGCGAGGAGGAUGAGCGGAGGGAUAAAGAGCGCCGCGAACGGCGCGAAAAGGAGAGGGAACAAGAGAAGGAGCGGGAGAAGGAACGGGAUAGGGAGCGGGAGAGCCGGAGAGACAGGGACCGAAGCCGCGACCGGGACAGGGAGCGCGACAGAGAUCGUGAUCGAUUCCGCGAACGUGGUUACGACAGCUACCGGGGCACUCCGAGGGAUCGAUCAAGGGACAGAGAUAGAGGCAGGGACAGGGAUAAGGACAGAGAUCGUGAUCGGGGCCGGCGAGACAGUCACGACAACAGACCGAAACCUGCGACCGAGGAUCGAGGAGACGAAACCGAAAAAACUCUCACCAAAGAGGAUCAUGACCGUCUGGAGCAGGAAGCCUUGGCCGACCUUCUUCGGGAAAGCAAGCGGGUUACGACGAAGCAGCCCGAAUUGGAGAUUGACGAAACUCUGGUACCUCCACCGAAGAAGACCAAGCCCGCAUCCGCAAUUGACCCGAUUCAGCGGUCGACUCCGAAGGCUCCUGAGGCGAAACCAGUGGAAACCAAGAGGGCUGUGGUGGAGUCUAAGAAGCCAGUGGAGGCUAAGGAGUCCAGGAAACCAGUGGAGGCUAAAGAUUCAAAAGAUACGAGUGAUACCAAGCCCCCCACGGCUCCUAAGGAGCCUGAAGCGAAGCCUGAAAAGCGGAGGUCUAGGAGUCCUUCGCGCGCUCCUCGGACUCACCACGGGAGGGAUAGAAGCCGAUCCAGGAAUGACGACCGUAAACGGAAGGAUGCUCGAUCCCGCACGCCACGACCUCGUGAGCGAAGCCGCUCUCGCAGAAGGAGCCGGUCGAGGCUACGGGACCGGAGAGACGAACGGAGAGAUGACCAUCGGGACGACCGCCGGGAUGACCAUCGUCACAGUCGUCGCGAUGAUUCUCGCGCCACGCGCCGGGAUGAUCGCAAGGAUGAGCGGAAGAAUGAGCGGAGAGACCGCAGCGCGUCUCGCCCAAGGACAGAAAAGCGAGAGCGAAGCCGUUCCCGUCCGAGGACGGCGAAGACCGACGACAGGAGGGAAAGAAGCCGCUCCCGCCGUCGUGACCCCCGCGACCGCAGUCGUUCUCCGCGCCCGAGAACCGAGCGACGCGACCGGUCUCGCUCCCGUUUGCGCUUCGGCCGUCGGGAUAGGAGCCGGUCUCGAUCUAGGAACCGCGACCGCCGUGACAGGCGGGAGCGCAGCCGUUCGCGCGCUCGCACCGAUCAGCGAGAUCGCAGCCGUGAUCGCGACCGCGAUCGCGACCAACCCCGCGAGAAAGAUGACAAGGACAAGGUCAAGGUCAAGGAAGAAGACAAGGAACGCCGGCCGAGGAGCCGCUCACGAUCGCCGCCGAGCGCGGCCCGGCCUCCCUCUCGCCUCAACCACACCGAAAAGGAGGCGUGGAAGCAGGCCGAGGUCAAGAAGCGUGAGCAGGAAGCCAAGGCCUAUCUCGCAGCCCAGAAAGAGGCCAGGGAGAAGGGCAUGCCGGUGCCUGGUAUUGACGAUCGUCGCGCUGGAGACAGGUCACCAGACCUAAAGCGCCGGCGUGAACCGGAGGAACAUGAUCGCUACCUGCCCGGCGACCGCGAUCGUGAUCGGGACCGUGAUCGGGACCGUGAUCGGGACCGUGAUCGGGACCGGGACAGGGACCGAGAGCGAGAUCGCAUGGAUUACCGCGGGGGUGAUCGUUACGAUGGCGAUCGCGACAGGCCUAGAGAUAGGGAUAGGGACCGCGACAGGCGCGACCGUUCUCGCGAUCGCGACCGAGCCAGAGACGACCGUCGAGACACGAGACGCCGGAGCCGGUCGAGAAGCCGUGAUCGCGAGAGGGACCGGUCUAGAGACAGGGAUAGGACCAGGGACCGCGACCGCGACCGCGACCGGGAUGGGGAUAGAGACAGCCACUACCGCCGCAGCCGCCGCGAGCGGAGCGUGUCCUCCCGACGGGACAGGGAACGAGACCGAGACAGGGAUCGCGACCGUGACCGUGACCGUGACCACGGGCGGACUCGGCGCGACAGCCGGCGGCGGAGCAGGAGUCGCGGCUAGGAGCCGCGACCUGU
Messenger RNA from Chaetomium fimeti, 2991 nucleotides. Its product is annotated as complex proteins associated with Set1p component shg1-domain-containing protein. Gene Ontology annotation, cellular component: nucleus. The record is from RefSeq and is a predicted model, not a curated record. Lineage: Eukaryota; Fungi; Ascomycota; Sordariomycetes; Sordariales; Chaetomiaceae. The transcript has 2 exons. The coding region runs from base 260 to 2977 and encodes 905 amino acids.